This is a messenger RNA of Pleuronectes platessa (European plaice), 1465 nucleotides long. RefSeq names its product transmembrane protein 41aa (gene tmem41aa). The coding region runs from base 1 to 843 and encodes 280 amino acids. Lineage: Eukaryota; Metazoa; Chordata; Actinopteri; Pleuronectiformes; Pleuronectidae. The record is from RefSeq and is a predicted model, not a curated record. The transcript is spliced from 5 exons.
AUGCGCUCACUGGUGGGACUCGUCGCUGUGGUCACUGCAGCCACGGUGUACCUGUACUGUCUGUCCCUGUCCCUGCCCCCGGGACCCCGCCGGCCCCCCGCUCCGCCCGCGGCCCAGGGAGAGCAUGGGGACCCGGCAGAGAGCCCGGACAGCGCCGGGGAAGUCAGCAGGUUGAAGUUCCCUGCAGACUUGGACGAGCUGAGGGAACUGGCCGAGCUCCUGCAGUUUUACAAGACGAAGCACACAGGAUAUGUCCUGCUUCUCUUUUGUAGUGCUUAUCUGUACAAGCAGUCAUUUGCCAUCCCUGGAUCCUCGUUCCUGAACAUUCUUGCAGGAGCAAUAUUUGGACCAUAUGAAGGACUGCUGCUGGCCUGUGUGCUCACCACCGUGGGCUCCACCAUGUGCUACCUCCUGUCACAGGCCUUUGGAAAAAACUACAUUGUGAACUUCUUCCCUGAUAAAGUGUCCAUGCUGCAGGGGAAGGUGAAGGAGAACAAGGACUGUCUGUUCUUCUUCCUGCUCUUCCUGAGAUUCUUUCCCAUGACACCCAACUGGUUUCUGAACAUGUCCUCCCCGAUUGUAAACAUCCCCAUCACCUUCUUUGUCGGCUCAGUCUUCAUUGGUCUCCUGCCGUACAACUUCAUCUGCGUUCAGACGGGCGCCAUGCUGUCUGAGUUAUCGUCCCUGGACGACUUGUUCUCCUGGGACCGACUGCUGCAGCUGCUCGCCAUCGCCUGCAUGGCCCUGCUGCCCAGCGCCCUCAUCCGCCGCGUCAGUCAGAAACGUCUCAAACUGGACGUCCGGUCACAGAACGGACUCGUGUCAGAUAAAAAGGUCCAGUGAUUUGUCCCAGUGGGUGUGUUCCUGGGUGUUUUGGUUCACUUCCCUCAAGAGUAAUUGUAUCUAAAAGGGAAACACUGCCUCUUUUAUGUGGACUGUUUUAAUUCUUUGGAGCCACGUGGACAUGGAAAAGGGAUCUCCGCUUUUAAGACAAUGACGAAACUGUCAUAGUGCAAUUUAAAUGGGUGUUUCUUUACCACAGCUACUGGAGAAGUUGUUAAUACAGUUUGUGGAUAUGAAUGUAUUAUAAUCAUAUGACGAAAGGUUGCACUCCUGUUAUAAUGUGAGUAGGACUUCAUUGGAACCAGCUCUUGUUCAAAGUGCCUGACAUGCAGUUAAUGAUUCAAACUUCUACCUCCAGGAUGAACAUUUUAAAGGCCUACUCACGUUUGUGAUUGUUCAUAUGAUUGUUUUGUGUAAAUUAUUAAAUUUGUAACUUAAAGACUGCUUGUAUUGCAGUAUAUACUUCACAACUUGAAGUUGUACUUUACACAUGAUAAGUUUUAAGGACAGUUUUUAACUAUUUUUCAUCUCUGAACUGAACAUUUUUUAAUUUAAGGACCAGACUUUGGCCCUAAAGAACAGUGAUAAUGGGUCGCAAUUGAAUUAAAUUAUUUUUUCGUGA